Molecule: messenger RNA, 2086 nt
Organism: Oryza brachyantha (malo sina)
Lineage: Eukaryota; Viridiplantae; Streptophyta; Magnoliopsida; Poales; Poaceae
Product: DEAD-box ATP-dependent RNA helicase 27
Exons: 12
Coding region: 118-1911 (597 amino acids)
Biological process (GO): maturation of LSU-rRNA from tricistronic rRNA transcript (SSU-rRNA, 5.8S rRNA, LSU-rRNA)
Cellular component (GO): nucleolus
Molecular function (GO): RNA helicase activity; nucleic acid binding; ATP binding
Source: RefSeq, a predicted model, not a curated record
GUUAACAAAACCAGACCUCGUCCGCCUCCACCGGCGUCGCGGAGAGAUCCUAAACCCUAGAGAAGGCAAACCCCCCCUACUUCCUCUCGCCGCCGCGCCGCCGCCGCUGCCGCUGCCAUGGCUCCACCUCCAGCACCUGCAACCACGAGCGCCGCCAAGCGGUCGAAGAAGCGGAAGCAGCCCGUCGCCCCCACGCCGGAGCCGGAGCCGGACUCCGAUACGGAGGACUUGUCCUACGACACCCCCGCGGCCGACGAGGAGGAGGCGCCGGACCAGAUGGAGGAGCAGGAAGAGGAAGAUGAAGGGGAAGAGGAGGAGCAGGAACAGCAACACGAUGGAAAGAAGAAGGAGAAGAAGGAGAAGAGCAAGGAGAAGAAGAGGAAGAAGAAGGGGAGCGAGGGGGGAUCGGGGAUUCUGACAAACAUGCUGUUCUCAGAGCUCGGCGUCUCCGAGCCCACUGCCAGAGCCAUCAGGGAGAUGAACUACACCUACCUAACCCAGAUUCAAGCCAGGUCUAUACCACACCUGUUGCAAGGGAGGGACGUGAUGGGUGCGGCCAAGACUGGUUCAGGGAAGACCCUUGCCUUCCUCAUACCAGCAAUCGAGAUGCUUCACCAUGCGCAUUUCAUGCCAAGGAAUGGGACUGGAGUUAUUGUUGUUUGCCCAACAAGGGAACUUGCCAUCCAGACACACAAUGUUGCCAAGGAAUUAAUGAAGUAUCAUUCACAAACUCUUGGGUAUAUUAUUGGUGGUAAUGGCCGUAGAGGUGAAGCAGAUCAGCUUGCAAAGGGAGUCAAUUUAUUGGUUGCUACACCAGGAAGACUUUUGGACCAUCUUCAGAAUACCAAGGGAUUCAUAUAUAGACGGCUAAAGUGCCUUAUAAUUGAUGAAGCUGAUCGUCUACUUGAGCAGAACUUUGAGGAGGAUAUGAAACAGAUAUUUAAACGCAUUCCUCUGAAUAGACAGACAGUUCUUUUUUCUGCUACACAGACAGAACAGGUUAAAGAAUUUGCUAAGUUGUCAUUUGAGAAAAACGAAGAAAGUACAACAAAACCUGUUUAUGUCGGUGUUGAUGAUGGUGAAACCAAUGCUACUGUUGAGGGCUUACAGCAAGGAUAUUGUGUCAUUGAUAGUGCAAAAAAGUUUUUGGUUCUUUAUGCUUUCCUAAAAAAGAAACAGAACAAGAAGGUCAUGGUGUUCUUCUCAUCGUGCAAUUCAGUCAAGUUCCAUGCAGAACUUCUAAAUUUCCUCCAGAUUGAAUGUUCUGAUAUCCAUGGAAAACAAAAGCAGCAGAAACGUACUACAACAUUCUUUAACUUCUGCAAGGCAGAAAAGGGUAUCUUACUAUGCACUAAUGUGGCAGCACGUGGACUUGAUAUUCCUGAUGUGGAUUUCAUCGUGCAAUAUGAUCCUCCAGAUGAACCAAAGGAUUAUAUUCACAGAGUUGGACGUACUGCACGUGGUGAAAAAGGCAAAGGAGAAGCACUUUUGUUUUUACUGCCACAAGAACUGAAGUUUCUUGUCUACCUGAAGGCUGCUAAGAUUUCCCUGACAGAAUUAGUGUUCAAUGAAAACAAAGUUCCAAAUUUGCAAUCGCACCUUGAGAAUAUUGUUGGUGAGAACUACUUCUUGAAUCAGUCAGCUAAAGAAGCAUACAGAUCCUACAUUUUGGCAUACGACUCACACUCAAUGAAAGACAUCUUUGAUGUUCAUAAACUCGAUCUGAAGCAUGUGGCGGCGUCUUUCUGUUUCAAGAACCCACCAAAGGUGAACAUCGAUUUGGAGAGCUCUGCAUCCAAACACCGGAGGAAGAUGAGGAAAGUGGAGGGUGGAAAGAGACACGGCAUCAGCGCUGCAAAUCCCUACGGGAGAAAAGGUGGUGAUGACAAGAGACAGUUUUCAAGAUUCUAGAAAUGCUCAAUAUGAGUCCCAAAGGCCCCCCUGGCCCUAUGAAAAUUUUGAUAGGUAACUUAUAAUAUCGCAGCAUGCUGUAACACAACUAUUAUAUCCCAACGAUGGAUUCACCUAGUUUAGCACUCAAGAUAGAGAAAUGAGAGCGAAACUGUGUACCAAAAUCAUUGCUGGU